CUUGCGCAUGUCAGUUUGAGUUAACACGGAGCUCGGAAAUGCGCUAAGGUUUCUUUUUUUUUUUUUUUUUUGGAAGAAAAGGUUGGCUGAAUGAAAUAAGAAAUGGUGUUUCUAACAUUCCCCUGCCAUAUCAGAAGCCGCGGUCCUGACAGAUACUGGAAAGUGCAAGAACUUCUCAAAUAUGCAAGGCAUUUUAGAGGCAGAAAGAACCGAUGUUACAGUUUGGCUGUGCGGGCGGUCACCAGGGCUUUUGUCUUCGCCACCAAAGGUCGGAUACUGAAGAAACGCAACAUGCGUAAGCUCUGGAUAACCCGCAUUGCAGCGGCAACGCGAGAACACGGCCUGAAGUAUCCUGGCCUUGUACACAAUCUAAUAAAGUGUAGCGUUGAACUCAACCGGAAGGUUCUCUGUGAUCUGGCUGUUACAGAACCACGGUCAUUUGCCGCACUAGCAAAGCUGGCACGGGCUCGGCAACAAGAAGGCUUACGUGCGGCACUUGGUGACGGCAGCGAGCCUUCCGGUGUUUUCUCCCGCGUUGUUGUAUUUCAGUGAAGGACUGCUGCUGCUGCUUUUACAGACCUACAGUUAUGUUGAACAAAAACUAACGCUGCUCCUGAUUGUGUCGUCUCUCGUCCCACAAACCACACGCCUUGAGACCAGAGAGUGAACUAAACACCUAGUGCAUCUCUCUGGGUGAAAAAACUUCUAGCUGACUGUUGUGAUGCCUGGCCUGCAUCUCUUACUUGUGUCUUGCAUAAAAAUGUCAUAUAAGGAAAGAUGGUUUCAACGCUGGCAUUUUCAUCCAAAUUAACUUGUCCCUCGCCUUAGGGAUGUUUCUGCUGUGUCUUUGAAGUCGAUAGCAAAACAGUGUUUUCCUCAUGGGCACUUCAGCAGGACAGAUGAUUACUUAUGCUUUGACUUGAUUCCUCUCUUUAAAGGACAUUUUAUUCUCUCACUCUACUGCCCUGCACCCAUCCUGAGAUUGUGACAUUUGGGCACCGUUCAUAUCUGAGAAAAGAGAAUUUUACAAUAACUUUCUGUACUGCCGAAUUACUUUUUUUUUCUUUUCCCUCUAUCCAGGGUGACCUAGUUCCUGUAGAUUAAUGCUACAGUAUGCAUCUCUUAAGGUUAAUUUCAGAAUAUCUCAGACGUGAAUAGCAGUUGUAGGUCCACAAACCCCUGUUCCACUUACUUCCUACAAUUCAAAAAUCCUUGUCAUCUGUACCAGAGUCUCCAUUGCACUGCUGCCAACCACUGCUCCUUUAGCCUUAUUUAAAUCAUCUGCUGUAAGGAGAAUGUGAAUAAAAUCCAUUUAUCCACCUGUUUGUCACAAAAACUUGAGUGAAUCUAUUGUGUUUUUGAAAGUAUGUAGUAAAAGUGAUUUCAAACUUC
Messenger RNA from Thalassophryne amazonica, 1392 nucleotides. RefSeq names its product mitochondrial ribosomal protein L20 (gene mrpl20). The transcript is spliced from 4 exons. Gene Ontology annotation, molecular function: structural constituent of ribosome; rRNA binding. The record is from RefSeq and is a predicted model, not a curated record. The coding region runs from base 103 to 552 and encodes 149 amino acids. Gene Ontology annotation, cellular component: ribosome. Gene Ontology annotation, biological process: ribosomal large subunit assembly; translation. Lineage: Eukaryota; Metazoa; Chordata; Actinopteri; Batrachoidiformes; Batrachoididae.